CGUCGCGGUCCGAGGAUGCGGGAGGCGCCCGCGCUGCCCCGCGGCCCCGCCGCCCCCGCCGCGCCCGCCCCCGGGCCCGUGCCCGUCCCCGGCUUCCUCGCCAAGCUCUGGGCCCUGCUGGAGGACCCGGACAGCGACGACGUCAUCUGCUGGAGCAGGAAUGGCGAGAAUUUCUGCAUUCUGGAUGAGCAGAGGUUUGCCAAGGAGCUGCUCCCCAAGUACUUCAAACACAACAAUAUCUCCAGCUUCAUACGACAGCUCAACAUGUAUGGUUUCAGGAAGGUGAUUGCUCUGGAGAAUGGUAUCAUUACAGCAGAGAAAAGCUCGGUCAUUGAGUUCCAGCACCCUUUCUUCAAGCAAGGGAAGGCACAUUUGCUGGAAAACAUCAAGCGCAAGGUGUCUGCAGUGAGAACUGAGGAUCUCAAGGUCUGCACAGAGGAUUUGCACAAAGUCCUGUCGGAGGUGCAGGAGAUGAGAGAGCAGCAGAACAACAUGGAUGUCAGGCUGGCUAACAUGAAGAGAGAAAAUAAGGCCCUGUGGAAAGAAGUGGCAGUUCUAAGGCAGAAGCACAGUCAACAACAGAAGCUGCUGUCUAAGAUUCUUCAAUUUAUACUAAGUUUGAUGCGAGGAAAUUAUAUUGUUGGGGUCAAAAGAAAAAGGUCUCUGACAGAUGCUGCAGGUGCUUCACCCUCCAAGUACAGCCGUCAGUAUGUCCGCAUCCCUGUGGAGAGUGGCCAAGCUAUGGCUUUUUCUGAGCAYAGUGCAGAUGAAGAGGAUGGAAAUGGUACAGGCCUGAUAAUCCGAGAUAUCACUGACACCCUGGAAAAUGCCACCAAUGGCCUCCUUGCUGUGGCACACACAAGUGGCAGAGCCAGAGAGCCACAGGCAGCUCUGGAUCCUGGCUUGCCUCUUUGUCAAGUAUCGCAGCCAAGUGAGCUAAACUGUGCAGAUCCUGUCCCAUCAGUUGCUAUAAACGAUGUCAGCAAAUCCGGUGAAAUAGGCACGGCAGCUGUGGAGCUCCACACUGCACAGCCAAGUGCUCCAGAGGAUCCUGUGUCAGUAAUUGACUCCAUCUUGAACGAGAACAACUCUGGAAACCAAAACGAUCCUUUGCUGGACAGAGAAGAAAUUCAGGAUUUUCUGAAUUGCAUCGAUGCCAGCCUGGAAGAACUGCAAGCAAUGCUGUCAGGGAAGCAGUACAACUUCGGUGCUGAGGCAUUCAGCGAUACAUUUAAUCCCGAGUUGCCAGCCCUGGAUAUGAACUUGAUGGAAACUCCCCCUGGUAUGGAAAAUAUGGCAAACUUGGCAGAGAGCACUGAAGGUCUGGGAGCAAGUGAGAGGGAAACAGCAGGAAGCAAAGAUAUGCAGCUGAUCCAGUACAGGGCCAACCCUCUGCUUUCCUUGUUUGAAGAGCUGCCUUCAGGUGAAGCUGCAGGGAAGGUGGAAGAUCCGAAAGACUUUCUGCUGCCUCCACUGGAGGAGAAACCUGUUCUCCAGCCUCCAUCAGCCAGUGGAACCGUUGUGCCACUUGCAGCUCCAGCAAGCCAGGCGGAGCCUCUGGACGCUCUGGGAAUGGGUGAUCCUCCACUCCUCCCAGAAGAUGGGAAUGGAGAGUAUAAACUGUUUCCACUCCUGCUUCUCAGUCCUGUUGCUAACUUCAUAGAUGAGGCCUCUGAGAUAGAAAUUUCUUGAACUCAUAGAACAUCUGUAACCGGCUUAGUGCUGUGGAAUAACCGCCGAAGGAGUGGAGCAGCAAAAAGUGUGAGCUUGGUCCUCACCUGCUUCCUGGGGACCCUGUUCUGYGCAAAUGGAAGUUCUCUUGCUGCAAGCAGGGAGCACAUCUGGGAGAACUGAACACAAGCUCAGCAACAACAAGAGCUGGUGGAGUAAAGGCACUAGAUAGAGGGGAAGAACAGCAACCCUGUAAACAUACCACAAUGUAUUCCAUAACUUUUUAUCCAAUAUUCUUAUUGCAAGAGGAAAUCUGUUUGUAUCCUGUUUGUAAAGUUUGGCUGGGUUUUUUUGUUGGGGGGUGGUGUUUAUUAGCUGGAUAGUAAUGUGGUGUGUCAUAUUUUAAACCUGGGUUUUACUCUUUGGAGAGCCUGCUUCAAUAGGUGGCUUGCCUACUGUUUGGAAUUAAGUUGUUUUUAAAUUUUGUUUUUGAGAUUUCUUUUUUGAUAGUUACUGGCUACAAUUGUUUGCAUCUGCUUAGAUCACUUUCGUACUCCUAGAUUUGCUCCUAGGUAUAGGGAACAUUUUUCCUAUGGAAAAUGACAUUUUAACUGUGGAGUAUUAUUUUUUAACAUGCUAGCACACAUCCAUUGCCCCGGAUUGUAGGAGUUGUGGUAGGAAGUGCUUGCCUCCCUGUGUAGCGCUGAUUUCUCAUGCACAUUGCAUGGCAGUUCCGGGGUAACCUGCCCCCAGUUCACAGGUCAUGUGUCCUUGGAGAUGGUCAGUAGGACUGAUUCAUGUUUAGMAAAGGCCAGCAGCUGUCCCUAAAAUGAGAAGGGGAGCCCUGGGAUGCCUUGCACUGACGCAGGAUGUCACAUUAAGGUAUCUCUGUGCUGGUAGCAGCCAUUGUUCCCUGCCCCUGUAUGGACACCAGGCUUCACGCUGCAAUUUCUGCCCAUGGAAUCCUAAAGCCAAAUUAACCAGAUGCAUCUGAGGCUUUUGACAAGGAAUUACAUCAACUAGUGUCUGUGUCAUCAAAAAGUUUCCCCAAAGUUUCUUUCUGCACUGUUUCCCAAGUUCUCCGAGCAGCUGUGCUGUGGAGCCCAGCCCACACAAACCUGCUGUGUGCUGAAGUCACAAUGAACUGCUGUGGCUGCAGCAGGCCUGGAUGCAGGUAGAAACCCCCUUGGAUAAUAUCACCUGAUAUUUCCUACCAGCACAAUUGCUUUAAAUUUUUUCCAAUUUUAGGAAUUCAAGCUGCCUGCAGGCUUUGUCCUCUCCAAUGUUCCUGAGCUAAUAAGUGCUGAGCUCUUACUAUUUGAGAAUACAAGGUAGAUACUCUGAAGCCUGCUAGAUAAUGCAUGUUACCUGUGCUGGCCUGACUGCGUUGGAUUUGUGCUUCAUUGUCAAAUCUAUGAGUUACAGAGGAAGCUCCUGCUCCUGAGUGUGUAACACCUCCAGUGUAAUUUUAAUUCUGUGCUUCUGUACCUGUUCUUAUCUCGUGAUCCUUCUUGUUUCCAUCUUUUGAAUUGCCUUUUGUCGAGUUUGUCUUAUUCAAGCCUUCACAGUCUUUCUUUCUCUGACUUCUUGAGGCCAAGGGCUGAGUAGUCUCAAGUUUUCAUGAGCUGAAGGGAGAGGGUGAGGUGAGCAUGUUACAUCUGUCCCAGGCUAGGUUUGGUUUGUUAAUUCCUUUCCAAAGGCCACAGUUUUAGCAAAAGUAAGACAGGGAAAGCCAGACUUUUCUGGUGUGCUGUUUGACAGCACCAUGCAGAUGACAGAGUUCUUUGGGAGGUUGAUCUGCACCUCUGACUCCCUGUGCAGGUUGGACUGUAAUUUCUGUUACAGAUUAAAGUCGUGUCCCUCUGUCACAGAGUCCUCUCCCCUCAGCGCAKCUCAUUGUCAGAUAUUGGGUCUGAGUGCAUCAUGGGUUUUUAAUACACUUUCUCUCUUAAGAAGUUAAGAAACCAAGGCUUAAGAAAAUUGCAAAAAAAAAAAGUUUGUUCAUCUGUGUGUCUGGUUUAUGUACUGGUAUGGGAAAARUAUUUGUGCAACUUUCCUAAGAAGGAUUGCAAUGGAAAGGGGAAGGCUGAAUAGCAAGAAAAACCCACAUGCUGAAGUAAUUAAACUCAAGAAUUGCA
Malurus melanocephalus (red-backed fairy wren) is the source of this 3809-nucleotide messenger RNA. Its product is annotated as heat shock factor protein 3-like. The coding region runs from base 16 to 1692 and encodes 558 amino acids. Gene Ontology annotation, molecular function: DNA-binding transcription factor activity; sequence-specific DNA binding. The transcript has 13 exons. The record is from RefSeq and is a predicted model, not a curated record. Lineage: Eukaryota; Metazoa; Chordata; Aves; Passeriformes; Maluridae. Gene Ontology annotation, biological process: regulation of DNA-templated transcription.